AUGUCCGCCGAUUCUCUAGCUGCGUUCCGCAAAAAUGCGGGCGACGAGCUCGGAAAGCUCGCGGAAGAGCAUAUGAAGCACGAUCUACGAGAUUCCGACCGCGACAUCCUCCAACGAGCCGCCAGCAAAGCCUCGACACACGCCCUGAUCGGCUCACUGGCGGGCAUUGCGCUCGGCGGCUUUCUCGCGUUCCGAGUCCGCGCCAACCGCAACGCCAUGUACCAGGCCAUCAAGGCCGCCGAGAAACCCACGCACGUGCGAUUCGCCGACGGCCGCGAAGAGGCCAUUCCAGAUAUUACUCCGCUGCUGGCUCCGACGCCGCUGGGCGAUAUUAUCACCUAUACUUUUUUUGGUAUUGGAGGAUUGUUCUUGGGUGGAGAGACGGGGUUCCUGACGGGAAUGUGGGCGGCAAAGAGGACGAUUUCGGAAGACCCGGAAGCCAAAAAGAGGAUCGAGAAGGCUUUCAGGUCGUUCCGUGCAGAUGUUAUGAGGAAGGAGAUUGCGGAUUUGGAGGGGGAUAAGGAUAGUGCGAAGGAGAUUCUUUGGACGUGA
Exophiala dermatitidis NIH/UT8656 is the source of this 552-nucleotide messenger RNA. RefSeq lists its product as uncharacterized. The record is from RefSeq and is a predicted model, not a curated record. Bases 1 to 552 code for a protein of 183 amino acids. NCBI's taxonomy places the organism in Eukaryota, Fungi, Ascomycota, Eurotiomycetes, Chaetothyriales, Herpotrichiellaceae. The transcript has 2 exons.